Messenger RNA from Scatophagus argus, 2249 nucleotides. RefSeq names its product leucine rich repeat containing 74B (gene lrrc74b). The record is from RefSeq and is a predicted model, not a curated record. Gene Ontology annotation, molecular function: protein binding. Bases 196 to 1494 code for a protein of 432 amino acids. The transcript is spliced from 10 exons. Lineage: Eukaryota; Metazoa; Chordata; Actinopteri; Scatophagidae.
UUGAGCAAGAUAGGUUGCAUAAAAACUGCAGUCCCUGCUGCUUAGACGCAGUGCAAUGAUUUCACUCACAGCACAAAUAUUAUUUUCCACAGUGAGUCGGAAAAGAAAUUAACAAUAUUUUGAAAUUAUUUCUGUGUAAAGGUAGUAAAAAACAGCUUUAUCGGUAUCAAAUCACCAUUACUCAGUGUUGAAGUCAUGGUUCACGGGAAGAAGUUGGCCAAGGAGAGGCUGCUGCCUUCUGUGCUUGAAGACGAUGACGCAGAAACAGAAAGUGAGAAGCUGCAGCUGGGGGAGCAAAGUAUGAGCGGGACAAAGGUUGACAUAUGUGGGGAAAAGGAUCAGCACUCACGCCCGGACAGGAACAUGCUAGACAGAGAUGAAGGGGAGAGUGAAGAGGAAGAAGAACAGGAGGAAGACAAUGAACAAGAGGAGUUGGGAGGAGAGGAGUGUGUGAUCUCUGAUGAAGACUACUACACAGAUUUGGAGCUCACAGAUAAGGACGAUGAAUAUGACCCAACGGGGCAGACCUGCUACAUGGAGGCCUGUGAAAAGUUACAGGUGGUGCCUUCCUCUUACUUUCUGAGGCAAAUACAGAACACAGAGCUGUCCAUGAUGCAUCGUGGUCUGGGCCCUCAGGGCACCAAAGCACUGGCGGUUCCCCUGGUAACCAACACUUCAAUACUGAGACUGAACCUGCGAGAUAAUUGGAUGGAAGGAAUGGGCGGAGCUGCCAUAGCUGAGAUGUUAAAGGAAAAUUGUUACAUCACAGAGGUGGAUCUGUCCGACAACAAUCUUGGGGAUUAUGGGGCCAAAGCCAUAGCUGGUAUGCUUAUGGAGAGUAGCACCCUGGUAAAUCUCAAUCUGUCUGGAAACCAUUUCACAGACCAGUCUGCUGAGCACCUUGGCCCAGCACUGAUUGCCAACACCAAGUUAAAGCACCUCGACCUCAGCCACAACGCUCUGGGAGAACAUGCAGGGCAAAACCUGGGAGACUCUCUGUCAGAGAACACAGGGUUGAGAUCACUAAGUUUGGCCUGGAACUGCAUUCGAGGGAGAGGAGCUGUGAUGUUGGCCAAUGGCCUCGGGGGAAACAUUUUCCUCAGAACUGUGGAUCUGUCAUUUAAUGGCUUUGGUAAAGAAGGAGCCAUUGCUUUAGGACAGGUUCUGAAAGAGAACACUGUUCUGGAAGAGCUGAAUGUGAGUGACAACCGCAUACCCCCUGAAGGAGCUAUUCGUCUAGCCAUGGGUCUCAAAGUAAACAAGACAAUCAAAUUCCUGAAUAUGGGAAGGAACCCCAUCCAGAAUGCUGGGUGUUAUGGAAUCCUAAAGGCUGUGCAGGAAAACCCAGAAUCAGCUAUGGAAGCAUUAGGCUUUUCGGACAUCACAGUGAAUCAGGAUUUUGAAGACUUGUAUACAGCAGUGAAAGAAAUUUUCCCUGUGCUUACAGUAAAUCACGGAGGAAGAAUUGGCACAUUGAGAAAAGCAAAAGCUUGAAAAGUGUUUUCUUAUAAAUUGUGCAAGAAACUGUAAUUGCUGUACUUUUAUGCCAGAAAAUAUGUAAAGAGUCUCGCCAAGGCUCUGUGGACGUUUUCAACGGCAGAUGAACCAAAGGAAGGAUGCGUGCAAGUACAUUAUCAUUAAAAGAUGUCUUUUGUAAGAACCAUGAGAGAUUAUUCCUCUGAAUGAAAUGUAUUUAUGGAUCAAAUAAAACACAUUAAAUACCCAAUCAAUUGUAAAUGAAGAUGAUUCAGGAAUAGUUUCUUCAUUUUCCAAAAGAAACAGUACGUACACUGCAUGUGUGCAUGCUUGAAAUAAUGUGUUGUUAAAGUAAUUGAGCACAGGCAUACAAUACACGCAUUGAGUGAUUCUUUUUAGGUAUGAUCUGAUUUGAUGUUAUAUAAUGUCAGUGGGUAGAAUGAUGGAGAGGAUCAGAGAGCACCGCAUUGUGUAUGAAAAGAAGUGAAAGUGGGUUGCACAAAAAGGAUUUAAGUACUGCAUGACUAGUCAAACAGAGAAACCAGCUUUGGAAGAACAGUUUGCUAUUAGAUAAGAGACCUGUUUACUGCAGCAGGAUAACUCAGACAGUAUUAGAUACAGUAAGGUGUUAUUUGGAGACAUGCAUCUCUCUUACAUCCCCCCUGAAUGUUCUCCAAGUCGUUUCUCCAAGUCAUUUUAUUUUGUAUUAUUCAUGAAAACUCCAAAAACAUGUUGUACUACUUCUUAAAUAUAUUUCUACAAUGUCAUACCUC